Molecule: messenger RNA, 1572 nt
Organism: Saccoglossus kowalevskii
Lineage: Eukaryota; Metazoa; Hemichordata; Enteropneusta; Harrimaniidae
Product: zinc finger protein 425-like
Source: RefSeq, a predicted model, not a curated record
AUGCCAGAAGCUGAAAAAAGAAGUGCACCUGAUACAGGGGAAGAACCAAAUGCCAAGAAAGUAUGUGUUGAAGAGACUGGUGGUGGUGGUAAUGCUUUAUCUGAUAUCCCAGAAACAAGCAAUGAAACUGUGAUGAAACCUGAUGAGGGAAAAUCACAAGAUGUUCCAUCUUUAGCUGAUACCACAAGUGGAACACAGAGUGUGCAGAUCGGUCAGAAUAAUGCUGGUGAUACUAUUAUCAUCAUCACUCAUUCAAAUGCUUUAACAGGACAGACUACAACACUUCAAGGUGAGAGCAUCGCUUCUACUGGUGGACUUGGUAGUGAUGUUGGCAGCAGUGAUAAGGAUGGAAGUGCUGCUAAUGAGAAGAACAAUGGUAUGGAUGGUAAAAAUAAAAUGGGUUCUCCUGGACGAAUGAAUACACGCUCAACUACUAAAAACAGUCCAGGACAAGAUAGAGAACCAGAUGAGCAGGAGAUGUACAUGUGUACUGAGUGUGUGUAUGGAACACCACAUAAAUACAAUCUGAAAACACACAUGAAGAGACAUCAGAAAAUAGAAGAGAAUGAGCUCCACAAGUGUGAUCAAUGCGACUAUAACUCACCAUAUAAACAUGACUUGAGAACUCAUAUGCAGAAACAUGAUCCAGAAAAACCAUACAAAUGUUCAAAAUGUGAUUUCUCCAGUAUCUACAAACACAGUAUGUUGCAUCAUGUGGCAAGCAAACAUGAAGGUCUCCGUCCACACAGGUGCGAUUUUUGCAACUAUGCAUCUGCUCGGAAGCAAGAUUUGAGAACGCAUCUUGCAAUUCAUAGUGGUGAGAAGCCAUUCAGGUGUUCAGAGUGUGAUUAUGCAACCCAGUAUAAAGCAAGCCUGAAAGCACACAUGGAUAAACACAAAGGACUGAGACCAUAUCAGUGUGAUGCUGAGGGAUGUGAUUUUGCCACCAAUACCAAACAGAAUUUACGGUCACAUAAGCUGCGACAUUCUGUAGUGAAACCUUACCAGUGUUCGCAUUGUGAUUACAGUGCAGCACAUAGACAGCAGCUUAUAAACCAUGAAGCCAAGCACCGGGACGACCAACCACCCAAAGAGAAGACUUUCAAAUGUGAUCUAUGUGAAUAUGCCACAGCACAUAAACAUAGUCUGACCAGACACUUGCUGACCCAUGAAGAAAAUAGAGCACCACCAGACAAGGUGUAUGCAUGCGAUCAAUGUACCUACACUACUGGAUACAAAAACAGUCUCAAAAGACAUAUGGCAACACACUCCCCUCUCAAACCCUUCAAGUGUGGGCAUUGCGAUUACUCUGCAAUCAACAUGACACAGAUGCAUGUACACAUCGCUAAACAUACUGGUGUGAAACCCUACAAGUGUGAGAAAUGUGAUUAUGCGACUGCUAACAAACAACAUCUCACGGCUCACCAGGCCAAACAUUCUGACCUCAAGAUGAAAUGCGAUUACUGUGAUUUCACAACGUCUUGGAAACAGCGACUUCGCACUCACAUUAAAGCACAUCAGAUGGGAAGAGUGUACAAAUGUACACAGUGCAAAUCUGAAAGUGCACUGUAA